UCAAAUCAUAAGAUCGACAACAUUCGCCGAGUGCACAUCAGCCAAGCCAAGAGCCAGAGAGCCAGAACAGCAAACAGAGUUAAAGCAAAAGCAAACAAAUUGAAAAGUAACAACAAAAUUAAAUAGUAGUGCUCAUAUUUUUCACGUAAUACCUGCGCACAAAAAAUCGACACAACACACAAGUUGCGACUAUAAUAAUUUGUUGUAAAUAAUACAAUAUAAUUUCAACAAAUUUAAAUUUUUGUUCGUGAACGCGCAUCGUUUUGACGAUUUACUAGACAUUUUGCUCGGUUUCAUAAGCGAAAAACAAACACACACAAUACAAAAAAAAAAAAGUCAGUCUGCCGUCUCAGUCAGACGCUUAUUAAUAAACAAUAAAGAACUAAAGAACAAAAGUGUUUAAUGGAUUUUAAGUGUCAGUGACUCUUCCUAUAAUACACAAAAAACUAUAGACAACAACAAAUAUCUACGCACACUCACACACAAAACACCAAUACGUAAACACGCGCCGCUGUAUAAUCAGCCAACAAAAAUAACCCAAACUGUUGGUGAUAAUAAAAGAACUUACAACAACUUCAGCAGAAGCAGCAGCACCACCACCACAACAACAACAAUAUCGACAGCAAAAGACAAAGUCAAGAGAACCAGUAUAAAGUUCAAUAUAUAUAUAAACAGCCAACAUUAAGUUGAUUUAAAUUAAACAAAGGAGCAACAGCUGAAGCAGAAGCAAAAACGACAGCAGCAGCAGCAACUCGUGGUUUUGUCAUACAAGUAUUUUUGGGUACCUUACACGGCAUACAAAUGGCAGCCUACUUGGAUCCCACUGGUCAGUACUGAGAAGCAGCGAUACAAGAAAGGAAGCUCAAACGCCAACACAAAAACUAAUUCUUUAAAAGUGUUUAAUCAAAAAUAUAAUUAAAAUGGCUGCCUAUUUGGAUCCUACUGGUCAAUAUUAAAGACUAGCAAAUACCACCAACUUCUCGAAAUUCAACUUGUUACUAAUUUGUCUUUAAUACACACAUUUGUCAUCAUGUCUCUCGCUUUGGAUCCCACUGGAACCUAUUAGAAGAAGAAGAAAACUCCAACCAAAAAUAAUCUCACAAAAGAAUUAUCAACAAGAUUUUCUCACAAAACAACACAAAAUCAAUAUGCUGGAUCCAACUGGUACAUAUCGCCGACCAAGGGAUACACAGGACACACGCCAUAAACGGCGCCUGGAUCCAACUGGACAAUAUUAGGGUAUAACAAAAACCCAUCACCGCCUUUGCCUUAUUAAAGUGACACGCACACAUAAAAUUCUGGGCAUGAUUGGGGGCGCACCUUGGUUGCGCGUACGUGGCCGCGAGGAGACUUCCAGUUGCAGACGCAGAAGAAAGUAAAUUAUUUAAAUUAUCACCUAUGCACACACACAAACACACAUACACACACACUUUGAAACUUUGUAUUUAUGUAGUUCUUUUUUGUGUAUUUUUACCUAUUAUUAUUAUGAUGAUUAUUAUUACCUAUUAUAUAUAAAUUAUUUAUUUUUAUUAUAUAUUAUUUAAAUUAAAUAUUGUUCACAAAAGUAAAAAAACAAAAAAAAAAACACAACAACAUUGUAAACAUUUGCCUAAAUGGUUUACCAUUAUUAUCCUAUUCAUUUCACAUUAUAUAUGUUAUAUAUAAAGAUAUCUUUGUUGCUAAAAAAAAGAAAAGAAAACUAUGGAAAAAGUAUUAAGUUUAGUGUCAUAUUUCAAACAAUAUUCCCUUUUUUUGCAAGGUUUUUUUUCUUCUAUUAUUAUUAUUAUAAAACUAUGCUUUUUGCCGAAUUGAGAGUAAAAGAGACGAAAGUUUUUUUCCUAACAUUUAAGUCUAAUAAGUUUAUUUAUAUAUGUCAUUCAAAAACCCACACACAUACAAACAAAAAAAAAACUCACCUAAAAUCACACAUAAAAAUAUAAUUAUUUAAAAAAAAAA
Drosophila willistoni is the source of this 1956-nucleotide messenger RNA. RefSeq names its product peptide tarsal-less AA. Lineage: Eukaryota; Metazoa; Arthropoda; Insecta; Diptera; Drosophilidae. The transcript has a single exon. The record is from RefSeq and is a predicted model, not a curated record. The coding region runs from base 1149 to 1238 and encodes 29 amino acids.